AUGAAGUUCUUCAGAAGUCUCCUCAUGUCCAUCUCGGCAGCACCUCUCAUCCACGCCCUUCCCUCCACGCGGACCACACCCCCAAUCCACACAAUCUUCCAAUUCCCCAAUCUUACGGCUUUGGAAAAUGUGGCAACGCGUGGAAACGGAAACCUCCUCAUAACAGCUACCAGUAGCAACUCCCUCUACCAACUCAACCCUCUGAGUCCGACUGGUUACAUAACGGUAGCGACUAUCCCUAACGUUACCUCUCUCCUCGGUAUUGCCGAGUUCCAACCCGAUGUCUUUGCCGUAGUUGCAGGGAAUUUCACAACCGUACCUCCUCAUACCAACCCGGGUACAUAUUCAAUCUGGAAAGUGGAUUUGUCUCGCUGCUAUACACGUAAUUGUGUUGGCAAAAAGACUAAAAUCACAGAUUUGCCAGAGGGCGGGCUUCUCAACGGGAUGACACUGGUUGUGCCAGGAUGUUCCACAGCACUUGUUGCAGAUUCGUCAGUAGGAGUAAUUUGGCGCGUCGACCUCCUCACAGGAGCAUAUAAGAUUGCUGUUAACGACCCACUUACACAGGGACCGCCUGAUGGCCUUCCCCUACCAAUUGGUGUGAAUGGCGUUCAUACCUUUGGGAGCACCCUCUACUUCACCAACUUAUUCCUCAAUGGUGGAUUCUACGCUCAAGUCCCAAUCCAUACUUCAGGGCCUAAUAUUGGCUUUGCCAGCGGCCCAGCCUCUCUCGUCGCUAAUAUAGGCACUGGAGAUGAUUUUGCUCUUGACAAGAAGGGCGUGGCGUAUGUUGCUACCAAUGCACAAGAGACAGUGGACCGAGUGAAAAGAGACGGGAGUUUUGCGGUUAUUGCUGGCAGUUUUAACGACACAAUUCUGGAAGGUUGUACUGCAGCCAGUUUUGGGAGAACGGCUUCGGACGGGGCCGUAUUGUAUGUGGUGACUAAUGGAGGACUUGCGGGUCCGGUUCCAGGAACUUUCAGGGAAGGUGGAAAGGUCGUUGCUCUUGACACUACAAGGCUUUAG
This is a messenger RNA of Venustampulla echinocandica, 1026 nucleotides long. RefSeq lists its product as uncharacterized. The record is from RefSeq and is a predicted model, not a curated record. The transcript has a single exon. The coding region runs from base 1 to 1026 and encodes 341 amino acids. Lineage: Eukaryota; Fungi; Ascomycota; Leotiomycetes; Helotiales; Pleuroascaceae.